Rubroshorea leprosula is the source of this 798-nucleotide messenger RNA. The record is from the annotation of a GenBank genome assembly. Lineage: Eukaryota; Viridiplantae; Streptophyta; Magnoliopsida; Malvales; Dipterocarpaceae.
GAACCGUCCAUUGGUUCUUGGCCAACAUCCCACAGUUUAUCUCUCUUCCCUUUCCCAUAACAAGGAGGAGACGGUCCGCUUCAAGAGACCAGAGAGAGUCCCCGGAAUCUCAAUUCCUCUGCAAAGUCUCCGUCGAAACAGAAGAAGGGGAGAAGGAGAAAUGGGUGUUAGCAGUUGUUUGUGGUGUUGUAGACCAGUGGUUGUGGCCAAAUCGAUGGGUAAGGAUUUAGGAUUCGUGUCGACGAGGAGGGUGACAUUUGGUGGUGGAAUUCUUCCUGCAAGGUGGAAGGGUUCGAGGGUUUCCGGUGUCAGGGCUUCUACUGUUGAUUCAUACGAGAGUUCUUCUAAUUUCGUCAAGCGCAUGGAACAAGCCUGGUUAAUCUCUCAGCAACCAAGGCCCAUUGCUUGUUGUUCUUGUGACUCAACGGGGCAUGUUGAAUGCAAAUGGUGUGGUGGUACGGGCUUCUUCAUUCUUGGCAAUAACAUGCUCUGCCAAGUUCCUUCCAGAAAUACAAGUUGUGUGAUUUGUUCUGGAAAGGGUUCGAUGUGCUGCGCAGACUGCAAAGGAACAGGAUUCCGGGCCAAGUGGUUAGGGGAACCUCCUAUUUCCAAGCAGUGAGCGAUUCACUAAUUAUUUUGUCAGACUCCAUUAUUUCCAUGUAGUGAGCGAUUUACUAAUUAUUUUGUCAUAGACUCCAUUAUGUUAAUCACAUUUGGUAUUCUUUUUCUCAGCUAAUUGGAAAAAUCAUGUAUUGCAUUAUAUGGAAAAUUGAAAAAGAAUGAACACAUGAUAGUUUU